GCGCAGGAGGGAGCCGGCUGUCCCCGGUCCGGGUCCCCGCGGGAUGAUUGUGAUAUUAACAGGAUAAACUGUUAUUUAUGGAGGGGAAGCUGUAGCGGCGGGUCCCCAGGGCAGUGCUUCCCCCGCCGCCCUCACCCCGACUGCCACAGGCUUGAGCAGCGAAGUUCCUUGGAGACAGCCCGUAAUAAAAAACCGAACGAGUUUUCAGAAUGACUUCCUUGGCUGACAUGCCCCCAAAUUAUGAGACGAUGUUUGCUCAUCGAUUCACAUCGGAUGAUGAAGAAUACCAAGAAUAUCUAAAGCGCCCUGCAGACCCCCCUCCUAUCGUUGAAGAAUGGAGAAACAGAUCUGGCAACCAGAGAAACAGAGAUCGGUUUCAAGAUGGCAGAUAUUUUAGAGGGGACAGAUACAACUGGCAAGGUGACUACAGAUUUAAUCAGAGGCCAGAUAGAGGCUGGGGUAACAACUACCAGCAGCACAGACAAGGACAAUCCUACUCAUCCCACUAUGGACAAUAUGGCUACAAUUCCUACAACCCAGGGCCUCGUUACCAUCCCUACUGAUAUCCUUCUGGGUUGAAAGUCCAGUGAUGCUAUGUAACAAAUUCAGUUAGAUUUUAGUUUUCCUAUUUUUUCCACUGUUUUAUAGAUAACUGAAGAAUCAGUGUUACAGUGCAGUGCUGUUUUUCUGUAGUGUGAAAUGAAAAAGGGAACUCCUUUUAUGAAUAGUAAAAGCAUAUUAUAUGGAGUUUGUUUAGGGUCUGUAGACUUUAGAUUAAGUUUUUAAUUCCUUCUUUUGUCUGAAUAUAUUUGUGCACGUUUUUUCUUCCAUCACUGAGAUUUCUCUAUUACAUUUUAGAAACCAAAACAGGUGAGGGAAGGACAGAAUAGCUGUGGUUUGUAUGCAGCCUGGGGAAGUGGCACAUUGCCUUGAGAUAGCUCAUUUUGAAACUAACAUACUGUGUCUUUCUGUGCAGAGAAUUUAGUUUGGCUUGUGGCAUUGAGAAGCUCAGUUUGGUUUGAAUUUCAGAUGCCUUAAAACUGAGAAGAGAGAUCCUAUUACUGAAAUAUUUUAUGGGGUCGUCAUAAUGUCUGUUGACUCAAUGGCUUCAGUGCAUUUGCAGUAUUCCUCUCAAAACAUGGUCUAAAAGUUGGGUAAAAACUAGGUAGUUAAAUAUGUAUCUUCUUGUAGCAGUUCAGUGAUAUAUAAGUUUUACCUGAGAAAUAAUAUCAAACUUAGAUUAAUCUGUGUCAUCAUCAAAUAAAUUCGGUGUGUGCGUAACAAAUUUUGGAAUCCCCAUUUCAGUAAAGCUGUACAACUUCAAUGCUAUUGUUUGUAUUAAAUACUUUGUGCAUGUUAUAGAAAAAAAAACAACCUAUGAUCAGUACUGGUCUGUACUUUUUUCUGUAUGGGAAAAUAGCAUAAACAGUUCAGAGUGUUGCUCAGUUCUUAGAAUUUAAGAUUUAUGAGGUUUUUUAAGUCUUCACACAAUAAAAGUAUAGUUCACAUGUAAGAA
Molecule: messenger RNA, 1516 nt
Organism: Passer domesticus (house sparrow)
Lineage: Eukaryota; Metazoa; Chordata; Aves; Passeriformes; Passeridae
Gene: RAMAC
Product: RNA guanine-7 methyltransferase activating subunit
Exons: 3
Coding region: 210-563 (117 amino acids)
Biological process (GO): RNA 5'-cap (guanine-N7)-methylation
Cellular component (GO): mRNA capping enzyme complex
Molecular function (GO): RNA binding
Source: RefSeq, a predicted model, not a curated record